UAUUUGGGUUUGACAAGAAUAUGACUAGGCGGCACCACCUGCCGUCUUGAAUGGGCAAUUUCGAGCAUGUCACUCAUGCAUCAUGAGAAGAAAAAAAGAAGUGUUUCAGAUGGUGUUCUUUCCGCAAUGAGCCAAAACAAUGUAUUCCCAGUUCCUAGGUUAGUAGUUGUUCCGGUAGAUCUACCGAAUUCAGCGUAUUGGCCCUUGAAAUCAUCCUCACGAACGCUAGUGCACGGUCUACGUCGUUUGUCCGUAAAACGAGUCCUGAUCACCAGGACUAGUCACGCCUGGAGAUGGUGUCCCCGUCGUAGCUUUUCUUGUGUUCUUGUGGCCGUCCGUCUCGACUGCGGCCGAGAGAGAAGCAGCGAGAAGCAUGCCCGUCCGUCGCCGACAGCUCGGCGAGUCGAUGAAAAAGGAUGAGGCUCAGGCACCAGCCUGGGACGUUGGUAGGCCCGUUUCCAUGCCAAGCUUGCUAGGAGGAACGACCCGAGAUCACCGUCAGCAGCAGCAACAACAGCCAGGUUUCUUGCUCUCGAACUUGAAGAAAACUCGACUCUUCGGAUCUUCGGCAGCCUUCAGGCAUUCGACAAACCUCGACCAGCGAGCCGGGCAGUCCAAAGGCCUAGACAGCGGUCUAUCCACGUUGGUUUCCAACGGGCGAGCUGGGCCCCCAGUGCAUCAUCAGUCUAACCAGAAAGAGCACCUGUAUAAGGAGCUGUGCGCAGCAGUCACCGGUUACAACAAGCGCCAUGGCUCUCAACGGUUUCUCAUCUCACAACCCUCCAAAGAUGACCUCAUCUUCUCUGGUGUGAUCGCAAUUGUCUGGGAAGAGAGCAAAGCUGACGGUAACUUUGUCCACACCAAGUCAAUGCUGAUCAACAGUAUCACAACGGUGCGAUCAAUCAUCAACCAAUGCAUUGGAAAGUUUCAUCUUCCAGGCAGCUCGCUCUCCUAUGGCAUCUAUGAGUCCAACAGCCACACGAAAUCUGAGCGUAAGCUACACGAGGAAGACCGACCUCUGGUGUUAAUGGUGUACGGCGACAGCACAAACCAAGGUCUGACGUUCAAGCUGCGCUGUGAUCACGAUGAAACCGACCAGGAAGUGCGGCUUCGCCAUCGCCGUGAGAGGCAGGCCGAGCUGGACAAUCAGCGAUGCGCCAUUCAAGAGAAGCUUCGCGGUGUCAUCCCCAAACAUGGCGUUGAUGAUGGUGGACUGGUGGCGAUGGAGUCACUGCUGGAUACUUCCCUCGUACACCUCUCCUCGAUAUCAAAACAAGCCCAAUCGGCAUUACUAGGUCUUGUCAGAGUUAUUGUGGACAACAGCAGCAGGUCGUCAGUCAACUCUGCUCGCAGGCUUGAGCUGUGGGAGCUCCUUCGGCCAUUUGCCACACAGGUGGUGUUCCAUGUUCGGCAACUGGUGGCCGACACACACGAGAUUGUCAGUCAGAACUGCUCGUCUAACACAUGCUCCCUGAUGACUACGAACCAUCUCAACUUGAUGGCGGAUAUGGCUAAAGAGGUUGUUCACGCCUGCAAGGCCGUCGGUGGAUGUGCUGACGCUUCGACCCAGGCACCGUACGACAAGGCUGUGGCCAGCCUGGGACAACAGGCAGAUAUCAUGCGCCUGCUGGUGAGGCAGUGUCGGAGUAUUGUUGUGGCGUGCUGCACAGCCGCUCAGCUGCUUGCAAACUGCCCACAGUGGCCAACCGGGAAGACAUUGCUGCCUGAGAAUCUGUUUGAAACACCACCGGUGGUGUCAAACUCGGUCAUGUACGUCGUGGCAGUUGCAUACACGCGUCUAAUCCAGGCAAGCUUUGAGCAGCGGCUGGACGACCUGGCAGAUCGCGUUGCCGACAUGGUGCAGCCGUCACAGCUGAUCCUCGAAGUCAUUCACUCGUCCGAGGACUAUGCAUUGCUGCAGACCAGUCCACUAUAUACGCGGCUCAGCAAGCUAGAGGAGCUGCUGAAAGGUGACAUAUCGCGGCUGUUCAAAGUCGCCAAGCAGGCUGCAGACCCAUCGGCUCAGAUUGGUGCUGUGUCAACCAUGCUGCUAGCCGCCUGCACUGUGCUCAAGGACUGCUCUCAGCUUCUCAUGGCUGCACAGUGCACAAACAUCCUCAACAACACCGUUCUCACAGGCUGGCAGCUACUCCGAAUGACUUGGUUCUCACGCUGGCUGCAAGACCAACAGGCCGUCAGCAACAGCGACAGCAGCAGCUGCAACAUGCUACCGGUCAUCUCGUCUCACCUGCAGACGGUGCAACACGUACCAGGCCCUCGCAGUGUGGCGAGCAGUGGCAUUGGCUCAUCCACGGCAUUGCACUCGGAGAACGAGCACGAGCCAGUCGCAAGCAAACCGCUCCAGACCGCAGAGUCCAGUACACUGCCUUCCAGAAGAACUACACCGAUGGCCGAUACUAGCGAGGCUGACGAGGCAGAUGACGACAUUGGACGGGUGCACUCCGCCUGCCAGCUACCACCGCAUGACGCAUCGGCCGCUUUGCCAGCCACGCUGUCCAACCUGGUUACCGGCCGGGAGGUGAGCCGGAGCAUGAACAACGUGGCCGCCAGCGACGGGGGGCUGACUGGGUCGUUGGACAACCUCAGCACACUGUCCAGGGAAUGCAGUGCCCUGGACGCGUUCCGCACACCGCAGGCAGCGCGGCAUUUCCGACCGGCCAACGCGGCAGCCACCACGGGCCGCCUUAGCUCCCUUCACGGACUCAGCAAGUCUCGCCAGAGCAUAAUCAGCACGGGAAGCGAACGCUCGUACAACCGCUUUACCAGCCGUGUCAGCCUGGAUUGGUCCGAUGUCUACAACAGUCGGAUUAAGGCAGCGGCAAGCGUCGAAAGCCUUCGGGCGUACCGUGCACCCAUCUCCGAGGCCGGUCUAUCCUUGUCGCGUAACAACCUACUAACAAGUGACUCUGAAGAUGGAGGAAGCCGGCACAGCCUUGCACGACGUCCCGUGCACAGCCGGCCGUCCAGUGCUGGUCGAAUGGCCAACAGCAACCCAACGGCAGGCACCAUGGGGAAACUACAGAAAAUGGAGCAUAACCUCACUGUUAAUAAGGCUGUUGGGAAGGUCUUGGAGAACAUCCUCUUUUCGCUGAGACAAAAGGCAUCACAACUAGAGGCAGAGCUGAACACAAGGGAGGACCACUCCGAGCUCUCCGAGAGCCACGUGCGAACGGCGGUACGACCUAUCAUGGAGUCCAUUGAGCUACUGAUGGAUGAAGCCAGCUCAAUUGAAAUGGGACAGUCGUCGGAGCUGACGAAUCACUUUUCCCAGCUACAGACCUUAGCACAGGUUACCAGUCGACAGCUCAACAAUGCAGUCCGGGGUCGAGUUGUUAACGGUCAAGAGCCGUGGCUGGCAAAGGUCCUUAGUCUCCUGUCGCAGACACGGACAGCAUGCUUUGAAAUGGUAUCGGCGGCUCUGAAAAUUAUCUCUGCUGGGAAGGAGGCCAUAGAGGAUUUUCGAAAACAGAAGAACAUGCCAGGUCCAAAUCAACAAGAUGAAGCUGGGUCUAACCUGAAACGGCGCCAAUCCAGGCUCUAUCCGGCAGAAGAUCGAGAAGAUGAUGAGCUACUGUUUGAAGCCGCACAGGCUGCACGAUCCAUGGGGAAAGACCCUCGCCGAGUACGUGCAGGAAGCAUAAGCCGACUGGUCCAGCGACUGACCUACCACAAGGUAGUUGACACGGAGUUCGCGCAGGUAUUCUACAACACAUUCCACCUGUUCAUGACACCGGAGCAGUUCUUGGAGGAGCUAUUGGCAAGGUUCAACACUCAAGUGCCGGAGGAUGUCACAGAGAAGCAAGACUACAUGAGCAAUGUGAUUAUUCCCGUGCAGCUAAGGGUGUGCUCUGCGCUGAGAGCCUGGCUACGCUAUGAUGGCGCCAGUCUACUGCGGCAGGAGGACUUCUCGAGAAUGCUGACCGACAUAGAUAGAAUGUUUCCAUCGGCUCAUCGGCACAUGCUUGCCUUGAUCAGAAAGUGCAAUGCAUAUUCGUCCGUCAAAUCCUCGCUGACCGCUGAUUACAGCACCUACUCAUCCACACGCAUGCAAGUACAUCACCUGCGUGGCGGCGGUUUGGGCCUGCUAUCCGCUGGUGAGCCGUCGCGCGGCCGUCAGAUGGAGGAGAGUGACAGGGACACUGACGUCGACGAUUACUUUGCGCAUCAGCAAGCCGCUUUGAUCGACACGUCGGCAGAGGCAUGUGCCCGAGCAAAGCACUGGCUGGAGUUUGAGCCACAGCUCAAGUCCACCAAGCCUCCGGAAGAAAUAGCCAGAAUCAUCACACAGCUGGAUUGGCAGCAGUUCGGCAAAGUCAUGAGGAAGGAGUGGUUUGCAGCUGCAAGGGGAGAGGAUGCACCAAACUUUGACAACUUUCUCAACUACAGUGCAGAGAUUUCCAACUGUAUCACGUCAGCUAUAGCUGAGACCACUGACACUGCGUAUGCAUCAGCGUGCCUGCGUUUCUUUGUCAACAUCUCACAGCAUUUGCUUGAUCUACACAACUACCACUCGCUGUACACCUUUGUCAGUGCACUGGUUCUCAAGCUUGGCCAGGAGAAGGUAGAAUCAGACAUGAUGGACUCGAGCAGUGGGGCAGCCGCUCUUGUGGAGCUUGUCAAGUUUUGCUCCUACGCCAACGACUACGCUGUCUAUCGGGAGGCGCUCGAUGCCAAUCAGGACAAGUUUGCUAUUCCUAUACUCGGCGUUAUAGUUGCCGAUAUGCAAGCUGUUGAGAAGGACCAGACGGACACCGUAUCGCCGGAAGCGGCGGCGAGCAACUCCGACAGUGAUGAGCGCCGGCCGAUCAGUCUGGUCAACAUCCGCAAGUUCCGCGCACUGAGCACCAUCUUCCAGGCCAUAAGCCACAUGCAGAGCAACUCGGCGCACGGCAUCAUGGAGCAAGCGGUCAGCGUACUCUGACCCAGCUGUAGCAGCAAUAGCAGUCCAAGAAGCGCCGCUCAGCCUAUCAUUUGUGUCACCACUUGUCUGUACAAGCUUCAGCAAUGAGGGCAGAGAUGUUAGGUUGAAGGAAGUCAGCUAAUGUAUAAAAAAGCUAGUAUUUAAAGGGAUGAACAAAGCACAAACCAAAAAACACAAAUUAUCAUAGACCGUUGAGAAUCCGUCCAUAGAUGAGCAAAAAAAAACACAGCAGACCAUCAUACGUAUAGAACCAGCAUGCAUUUUGCACAGGCAAUAAUUAACCAGUUGAAACAGCUGACAGUGUUAUUCUAGUGUCAUGUUCUCUAUCUUGCAUACUUCUCACAUGACUAGCAUAACUUUCACUUGAUAGCCUUAGCUAGUCUGUCACUGCAGUAAAUAGACUUAGCUGCUCACCAAAAGAAUCUUUUUAUUUCGAUUGCCAUUGAAUUGAUUGUUCUGUACAUUUGCCGAUUAGGGCAGACACUAAACAAAAUAUUUAAUGCCAUAUUGAUGAUCG
Messenger RNA from Sycon ciliatum, 5459 nucleotides. RefSeq lists its product as uncharacterized. Gene Ontology annotation, biological process: small GTPase-mediated signal transduction. NCBI's taxonomy places the organism in Eukaryota, Metazoa, Porifera, Calcarea, Leucosolenida, Sycettidae. The transcript is spliced from 31 exons. Gene Ontology annotation, molecular function: guanyl-nucleotide exchange factor activity. The coding region runs from base 374 to 4942 and encodes 1522 amino acids. The record is from RefSeq and is a predicted model, not a curated record.